AUGGAGGUGCCAAAAGCCCGGGGAGCUGGCAGGUCCGGCCCGCGUCGACGGACAGGAUGCUUGACAUGUAGGGCCCGUAAGGUCCGGUGCGACGAAAGAAAACCAAACUGCUCCAGUUGCGAUCGACUGCGUCUACGAUGCCUCUACAAACCACCCAUCGCCCCCAGCAUGGGGUGGGGUUCAUCAUCAACCCGUCCAUCAAACAUUACAACUGCAUCGCGGAGUAACACAGCGGACCCAGGAAGUGCAGGCUCGUCGGCUGCAGCCGCGUCUGCAUCCCGCUCCCCCGAUAUCAACUUCUUCAGUACUGUUCUCCGCGCAGAUGGCCACCACACAAUCCCAGCGCCGACAAACACACUUCGGCAGCUCCCUACAGACCAGGAAUCCUACCCGUCCGAGUUUGAUAUGCUUGGAUUUAUGGGCGGGAUCACUUCUGAGCUGGAACAGAAACACUUGGACUUGACAACCGGACUCCCAAUGACUUUCACAGCUAGUCCGGCGUCGCAGUCGCUACCCGCGACACUCACACCAGGUGUGGAUGAAGGGAACUUUUCGGCAGACCGCCGUACUCCACUUACUCCAGAUACCCCGUCUGCACCUGAUAGGACAUCAAUUGGCAGCGGUUCGGACGUAUCAACUACACGACGCAGCUUAUCCGACGCAGGCAGUACUUCGUAUGAGGACCAGCUGCUACAGCACUUUCUGACUAUUGACCCGCCGGCUGCUCUUUUUGCACCGAUAACCAUCGAGUGGAAGUAUAUGCGGCCAGCACUGCUAGCUCAUGCGCGAGAUUCUAGUCCGCUUUUGAAUGCUAUCUACUGCUAUGCAGAUGUCCAUAAAGCAAUGAUGGGAGGUAAAAGAUGGCGCUGGGCGCCUGCCUUUUAUAGGGUGUCCAGUUCGGAGAUCCAAGCUUGUAUACAUGGUGAGGUGACCGAUUCCACACUCAUCAAAAUUUUGGGGGCUGUUUUUCUUUUAAUGCUAUCUGAGAUUCUCUCAUCUCCUGAAAUAUGUACCGGAACUUCUUAUAUUCACUCCGGGUACCUUAUUCUACAACGAUUCUAUGGCCGUACCCGACAUUGGACCGGUUUCGGUCAUCUCCUGGUGUCAUGGGUCUCGCUGCUGGAUGUCAAGUCCCUGAUUGCAGGCCGAGAUGGCGACCCUCUCGCUGAGAUCGGCAACAUCCCAGAACAUAGCAUACCACUGAAACCACUAGAUACACAAACUUCCCAAACACGCCACAUAACAGCACCAAAAGACACCAAAGAAGAAGACAGCAUAGAAGACCCAUUCCUCAGCCCCAACUACCUCGUCUACGAAGCAAUCGUAGGCCCAGCAUUCCGAUUCUUCGCGCAAGCCCAACAAGUCGUCAGACGAAUAGUCUGCAUCGACCUCCACCACCGCAGUCGUGGAACCCUUACCGACGAAUUCGAAGUCCUGCAACUCGCCCACAAGGUCGGCGCAGACCUUGAAACACUCUGGCACCGACGUCCCUCAGUAAUAGACGUCUACGGACGACCAGAAGCCCUAACUGAUAUCCUGAGUGCGCCUGUGGCAUCGGAAAUCUGCCGCACAUUCCGACAAUACGUGGCCAACUUCUUAGCGAAUUUUAUCUACUUGCACCGGGUUGCAUUUGCAAUCUAUCCUCGCACAGACCGCGUUAACGGCGCCGUCGAUCAAAUAAUUCAACUGGCUACUGUUGACUCUACCGGGCCAGACCAUCUGCCUGUCAGCUUCCUAUGGCCGCUAUUCAUUGCUGGGCUCGAGGGUACAGAAGACCAGCGCAAGUGGAUUCUUCAUGAGAUUCAGCGUAUGGCUGCUGCCCACGAGGCUGACGCGGCGCCUUCCGUCACUCGUCAUCCAACUGCUGAUAGGGUCCUUGUGCUUGUGGAGGAGAUGACGAGGCGGCAGGACGUCUCACGCACAUGGGCGGACUCGAAAUGUGUGAGGCGGGAAAUAUUCUCGGACUUUUUCAUUGUCAUUUAG
Molecule: messenger RNA, 1983 nt
Organism: Penicillium crustosum
Lineage: Eukaryota; Fungi; Ascomycota; Eurotiomycetes; Eurotiales; Aspergillaceae
Product: Zn(II)2Cys6 transcription factor
Exons: 3
Coding region: 1-1983 (660 amino acids)
Biological process (GO): positive regulation of transcription by RNA polymerase II
Cellular component (GO): nucleus
Molecular function (GO): DNA-binding transcription factor activity, RNA polymerase II-specific; zinc ion binding; transcription cis-regulatory region binding
Source: RefSeq, a predicted model, not a curated record